Fibroporia radiculosa is the source of this 1272-nucleotide messenger RNA. RefSeq lists its product as uncharacterized. Gene Ontology annotation, biological process: mitochondrial respiratory chain complex IV assembly. The transcript has 8 exons. The record is from RefSeq and is a predicted model, not a curated record. NCBI's taxonomy places the organism in Eukaryota, Fungi, Basidiomycota, Agaricomycetes, Polyporales, Fibroporiaceae. Bases 1 to 1272 code for a protein of 423 amino acids.
AUGGAGACCUUUCGCUACGCUCAUUUUCCCCUCGACUCCUCCGUCGUCCACGUCGCCCUCUUCACCAAUGUCUCCAAUGCCGCUCAGCUACGCUCACGCAUCGUUCGGGCUAGCACCAUGGUUGGUCCCGAGGGCGACUCCGAACGCGAAGCCGUCAACUAUGCCUUCAUCGAUGCUCGGCUAAUAUGCAGCGUUCUCCACUUGCAGACGGCCAUUGUGCAAGCUAUCUUAGCUCAUGCAGAGGGGAUAUUGCGCACAAAGACUAUCCAUUCCGAGAUUCUCUGGGCUCUUAGUCCCAAUAACAAUAUUACAGAGGCUAUCAAGCGGUUUGGUGUGUCGGACAAUAUGACUGCACUCAUGGUUGUCCGGAUAGCGUCCCCUGGCCUCGAUCAUGUUCUGGAGGGUAUGCAAGCCAUUGUCUCUGGAACUCUUUCGCCCAUUCAUAAACUUGGUGAUGUGACUGAUUGGGCUGGCAUCCGGAAGUUAUCUAUCGACCUGAAGUAUUAUAAGCUCAACAAUGAUCCUGCGUUGAAAGUCCGUUCCAACGGAGAUGCGGAACGGGAGCAUGCAAUCAUCAAUGAGAUUGUUACAUCCACGGGAGCGAGAGACAGGUCAGCUGUGGGUGUUUUCACUCCAAAAACCGCCGCUGUAUUCGUAGCGACCGCGGUUGGACUCUACUUCUACUUCAGAUACGAAAAGCAGAAGCUAUUGGAGCAGCGCCAAAAGGAACUAGACGACAAACAAGUCGGCCGGCCUAAUGUCGGCGGCGCUUUCUCUUUGACGACACAUGAGAACAAGCCAUUCACUGAACAGGACCUUCGCGGUAAAUGGAAUCUUGUGUAUUUCGGAUUUACGAACUGCCCAGAUAUUUGCCCCGAGGAGCUGGACAAGAUGAGCGCAGCAGUGCAUGAACUGGAUAAACAGUACGGUCCUAUCGUACAGCCCAUCUUCAUUUCCGUGGACCCUGCCCGAGACUCAAUAAAACAAGUCGCGCGCUAUGUGUCAGAAUUCCAUCCGAGGCUCGUCGGUCUGACAGGUGAUUAUGCAAGUGUGAAGGCGACAUGCAAGGCGUACCGGGUAUACUUUUCCACGCCGCCGGAUGCGCGAGCGGAUGACGAUUAUCUUGUGGACCACUCGAUAUUCUUCUACUUUAUGGACCCAAAUGGCAAGUUUGUGGACGCGUUCGGGAAGGCGACAACUUGCGAGGAAGUCAUUGCGCGGGUGCAGAAGGAAAUUACACAGUGGGAGGAGAGCACAGGGAAGAGGGUUUAG